Mya arenaria is the source of this 2489-nucleotide messenger RNA. RefSeq lists its product as uncharacterized. The transcript has 3 exons. The record is from RefSeq and is a predicted model, not a curated record. The coding region runs from base 542 to 1885 and encodes 447 amino acids. NCBI's taxonomy places the organism in Eukaryota, Metazoa, Mollusca, Bivalvia, Myida, Myidae.
AUGUAAUAUAAAAACUUUAAUUUGGAACACAAUUUUACCAUCUUGUUACAGGAACAAGGGGAUGGGUAACCAGCUAGGCUGCGGUCAGUCCAUGGGCCAAUACAGGUGGUGAGCUGGGAGAGUGUGUGUGUGUUGGGGGGAUGAAUGUAAUGUAAAAACUUUAAUUUGGAACACUGUUUUACCAUUUUGUUAUAGGAAGAAGGGGAUGGGGGACCAGCUAGGCUACAGUCAGUCGAUGGUCCAAUACAGGUGGAUGGUUGAGAGAUUUUGAGGAAUGUAAUAUAUUAGCUUUAAUUCAUAACACUGUUUUACCAUUUUGUUUCAGGGGCUAGGAGAGAGGGGAGCAGUGAUAAAGAUCAGGAGUUGUCUGUGCCCUUGUGUGCUGUUGGACCAGCUAGGCUACAGUCAGUCCAUGGUCUAUAACAGGCGAAGGGCCUAGAGAGUUUGGGAAUGGGGAACUAGAGGAAUGAGCAGUGAUGAGGAGUUGUCUGUGCGUGUGCAUGUGGUGUUGGACCAGGUGGGCUACUGAAGAAGUGGAGGAAUGAGCAGUGAUGAGGAGUUGUCUGUGCGCGUGUAUGAGGUGUUGGACCAGGUGGGCUACAGUCAGUCUAUGGUACAACAAAGGCGGGAAGCUGCGAGAGAGAGGGAUGUGAUAAUGAACGGAAAAAGAGAGGAAACAACACAGCUAACUGCAGGCAGUAAGGGUGAGGGAUUUGCAGCACCAUUUGAAAGUGACACUGAUCGUGUGUUUCUAUACAACUAUGCAGUUUGUAGAAAACCAGGUAAUGAUUCCAUGAGUUUGCCUGACACCCAAUAUGAGUUCACCAUGGAUGGUGAACACUGCCACCCUGGGCACUUCAGACAGGAACUGAUACACAAAGGGACUAAGGAGAAUUCUAACAUUCAACAGGCAUUGUUUGUCAAUGACAAAAGCAGAACAUUAAUUUCAAGUGAACUGUACAGGACAUCUUUCAUUGAAGAUAAAACUAAGGAAACAGUUUCUGGACCAGCCCUGACAGGUAGCGAUGAAAAUCAGAGUUGGGAUAUGGUGUAUGCAUUACGCUGUACCAGUCAACAACAGCUGCUCUCAGAGUGGAUCAGCAGACCAAGACAGCAUAACUGGCCAACGCCUGACCUGGUAGCAGAGGCGUCCAAACUAGAGGCCCAAAUGGUCCCUGUGGGCUGUAAAAGUAGUGAACAUAAAGACAUUGAGUGGAGAGUCUGUUUUAUCCCCAGUGAACAAAGGCUGACUGACAGCUGGGAUGAGAACCAAUACAAAAUAUACAUCCUGCUGAAGUUGAUUACGAAAUCCCAGCUGAAACCAAUAUCUGAUGAAAUAUCAUCUUUCCUUUUAAAAAAUAUCAUGCUGUGGUACACAGAACAGAAUCCAACAGAAAUGUUCCAGACAAAAAAUUUACUUCAAAAUGUUAUCUCAUGUUUGAGGAAUCUCCAAGAAGCCAUAAAAGUCAACCAACUUCCCUACUACAUGAUCCCUGGCAGAAACCUGCUGACCGGCAGAAUAAGCCCAGAACAACAACAGCAGCUGAUUACGAAGCUUGACGAGCUUAUACAGGAAGGUCCUUGUGUCGUACUGAGAUGUCCAAAAGUACAUGCAGCCCUAGAGAUGUCUCCAGCUGCGCUGGCUGAGAAGGGCAGCUGGAGGGAUGAGGUGGAGAAGCUGUUUCUGAAGACGAGGAACAUAUGGUGGACACACUGGAGGCCUGACAUGAAGAAGGAGGAGAUUGACCAGAUCGCACAGAGUGAUCCACAGUACAUGAAUGUUCGGGAGGGGAUGUGUGACUUGCUAUGGCCACAGUGGAGGGAGUACCAAGGAGAUGAUAGGAGAGAUAUAUUGAAUAAGAAACGGGCUGAAGCUUUAGCGUAGCUUAAUCAGUGUGUGUAUACAAAACAUUUAAUCCUGUUUUAAGGAGCUUUAAACUUUUUUGAGAAAUUGGGCCCUGCAGAUCUACACUACUACUGUCUAUAAGACUGGGUUUGUGACAUUUUUAGUCAUUUGUCUAAAGUUGUCCUAAGGUGAGGCAGUGCUAAAGAAUAGACAUACAUGUAAUAUAAAACAAUAAAUAUCAGCAACAGAGUGGUCAACCAAAUGGCCACAAUGUGAACCCAAUAUACAUGCCUUCAAAUCUUGUUUUCAGGGGUAUAAUGAUGAUAUGUAAAUAAAACAUUCUUAAAUUAAAAAACAACAACACAAACUUGCUUAAAAUACUGCCCCUCAAGUUUGAAAAUACCCAAUUACAUUUUGAAAAAAAAAUAUUGGAACACUUGACUGCUCAAGAGAAGUAAACCUGAAUUGCUUAAAAUAAAAGUAAUUAGUGAAUGGCUGUUCUUGUAUAUUUCAUACUUUGUGAAAUAACUAUGUUGUAAAUGUACCAUGUACAUUAAUGUAUACUUGUGUUCUGUGUUAGGACUACCUCAACUAAGUGUUUGUCAUUAACAUCAAAGUACAGAAUAAAACCACUUCAAACUGA